UGGUCAGAACAUAUUAGCUCUGGUGGGAAAAAGUAUUACUACAAUUGCAAGACCGAGAUUUCGCAAUGGGAGAAACCUCCCGAAUGGAUAUUAGUGUGCGAUUACAAGACCAGAACAUAUGGUUUAUUUAUACUCAGCAGUUUGGUCAAUCAGGUGAUUGUCUUGUGCCGAUGUUUCGGCCCGUGUCCAACGAGCCUUCUUCAAGAUGAGGUUGACUGA
Molecule: messenger RNA, 219 nt
Organism: Soboliphyme baturini
Lineage: Eukaryota; Metazoa; Nematoda; Enoplea; Dioctophymatida; Soboliphymatidae
Source: the annotation of a GenBank genome assembly